This is a messenger RNA of Phytophthora nicotianae INRA-310, 895 nucleotides long. RefSeq lists its product as hypothetical. NCBI's taxonomy places the organism in Eukaryota, Oomycota, Peronosporomycetes, Peronosporales, Peronosporaceae. The transcript has a single exon. The record is from RefSeq and is a predicted model, not a curated record. The coding region runs from base 324 to 764 and encodes 146 amino acids.
UGAGACUUAAAUGAUAUGUGGCACGAGAGUGAGAUUUUUUUCCAACAAUGAGAGAGCAGUGUAAGGUGAGACGCGCCUACACAAUCCAUAAUCGCUAGCCUGUGGGGGUUGCCACAGAAUAGAAGUAAUAGUACCCACGCUCACUCGUCAAGCGCGGUAGAUUGCCUUAUUGUUGGGAUGUAUCGCAUAAACCAUCCUCCGUCAGCGUGUAUGAUAGCCUCAAGGCAGUAUGGACCGCACGACAAAUUGAAAGACAUGGAGAUGUUCGUCAAGCGUAUAGGCACUGCCAACAUCCGAAAGCAGUCAAACCGACUCAAGUGGAUAUGAAGGAGAGCCAUGUCUUCACGAGAGCCAUAUUGGUUUUCAUUUCGCAAUUCUCCUCACGAAGACCAACCACCAGCAACGACACUCUCCCGGACUACAUCGCCAUCACUAUGGUAUUCCUUCGCUCCAUCCUCACUCUUCUCACUGGCACGGCCCUUGUGGUUACCUCUGCCCAACCCUUCCUACCCGGUGCUUUUAACGAGAAGGAAAUCACCGAGGAGGACAUGGAGAUGUUCAACCAAGCAUUUGAGAGGUCUAACCUUAGCUGCGACCCAAAAGUCGACAAACUCGAGACGCAAGUGGUAGCCGGUACCAACUACAAGUUCACCGUGUUAUGCCAGUGCGGCACCAACUGUGAGCCGGACAAGUAUGAAUUCACUAUCUACAAACCGCUGGACCAGAGCUUAGUGCAAACAGUUACGUAUGAGCGCGUGCAGUAGAUCGAACACACUUUGUUAAGGUCGAAGUGGCUCAGAUGGAUUAAUUGGAAUGCAAAUACCUUUUUCAUCGACGAUGUAUAAAGCGACACAGCAUCGGAUUAUUGCUCAAUUCUGGAUACCGACCAUGUGCC